Cylicostephanus goldi is the source of this 519-nucleotide messenger RNA. Lineage: Eukaryota; Metazoa; Nematoda; Chromadorea; Rhabditida; Strongylidae. The record is from the annotation of a GenBank genome assembly.
AGAGCGUAUUUGAUGAUUAAGAAUGAUCUAGGUCUCCAUAGUGCCCUAUGUGAUACAAAUCGUCUACGUUUUAUCAACUCCCAUGACGAAUCGAAAUGCAGUGAAUGUACAAACGGCAGUGGAGGCAGAAGCUGGAAAUUGGUCGGAAAAAUGAAGGAAGUGGUCAUCUCUAAAUCCACAGCUGUCAAAGAUAAGGUUAGUGAACUCGUGACACAAGCAGCUCCUUCACAGACAGCGGGCGGUGAAGUGAAACACGUUCUAUCUUCUGAUCGUUAUGGAAAGAGGUACCGUAACGAGCCGUCAGUCUUCUCGAUCGAUGAUGAUUCAAGCGACGAAAGUGCUGGGACGUUGUUCAACAAAACGAGCAAAAGGGAAGAGGUGCGGUGCUUUUUGCUAGUCAUAAUAUCGGCAAUACGUGAUUCCGGACGCAUUGCAUUUAGGGCCGGAGAAAAUUCGCCUUCUUGCCUUUUCAAAAACGAAGUCGCGUUUGAUUUGUUGGAGUUACGAAGUCAUUGUUGA